Molecule: messenger RNA, 1062 nt
Organism: Bacidia gigantensis
Lineage: Eukaryota; Fungi; Ascomycota; Lecanoromycetes; Lecanorales; Ramalinaceae
Exons: 2
Coding region: 1-1062 (353 amino acids)
Molecular function (GO): protein dimerization activity
Source: RefSeq, a predicted model, not a curated record
AUGCCACCUACCCCUGCAACAUCUACAGAUAUCACUGGCAAGAAUGAUGCCCACAAGCCGCCUCCUAACCAAUUGUUUGACCUUCCUCCGCCAGCCUUGACAUCUCUGCAAAACAGCACUCCGAAUGCUUCCGGCCAUCGCCCAAUUCAACCAGCUGGUGCUUCGGCAUACUCACUACCACCUCCACCCACACGCUCACGAACGAUCAUUCAGAUGACACCAAAAUCUUUGCCUAAGGAUGACGAGAUACCGGCGAGGCAGUCUUUCCCCAAGGCAUCAAGCAAACGGGGAAGAACAAGCUCGGGAGCCGCGACAGCGCCCAAGAAGCAGCCUAGCUCAACAUCUGCAGCGGGCAGAAAGAUUGCGAGGAAGACUGCACACAGUGUGAUCGAACGUCGCCGAAGAAGCAAGAUGAAUGAAGAGUUCGGAACUUUGAAGGACAUGAUCCCAGCUUGCUCCGGACAAGACAUGCACAAACUCGCUAUUUUGCAGGCAAGCAUUGAUUACCUACGCUAUCUCGAGGCUUGUAUCACAGACCUCAAGGCCGCCAACAACGCUCUCUCGACUCCUCUCGUUCAACCGCAAGCCCCAUCCCUUCGUGACGAUCAUGAUGCGACAGAUUCUUCAGACGAUGAAGAAGAGGACGAGGAGCCAACGAAUGCAGUCGGUAAGGAGAGCGGACCGAUGGAAGGCGUAAACCACCACAACGUAAUCCCAACGGAGCCCUCAAACAUCCAACCCACAGCAAUGUAUACUCCACAAUCCAGCAUCAAUUCACCGGACGACAGUAAUCAGACCCAACGACAUCGAUCAUCUUAUACAUCCUCUAUGUCAUCUCUACCGUCUCCACUCUUCGGACCACAUCGCCGUCUACAAAGCCAACAUUCAACUUCUGCGUACUCUUCAGCUUCGUUAGUAACGUCGCCUACAAUUGUGCCAAAUAGCGAACAAGACGAGGAAGCUACCGCGGCCCUGCUAAUGCUGACAAAUGAUCGAAGACACCUUCCUUCGCCAACGAAGGUGAAGAAGGGUUUGAGCGUCAAAGAUCUGCUAACGCAUUGA